CAGACAGCGUUGCCAUUCACUGAAAUAACCUUUCGAGCAGUGUACCAGUUUGCAUACGACAGUGACACGAUUAUUAGUAGUUGAGCGAUGCUUGUUUGUGUUUUUCUUUUUGACGCUGUGAUUCUUGGCAUUUCUUGCUCAGUCAGGAUUCGAUUCCUCUGCUCGUUCUGGUGGACAAAUUACACGAUUAUUCUUCUUCUUGCUGCUAUUUUUAACCCGGAAUGAUUGAUUAGUUAUCACUAAAUUAUUAGCCACCCAACUUUCUGAUUGUGUACUUCACCCUUCCCUCUCCACCAAACCCUACCCGUCCGAGUGCAAGGAUGCCGCCGCCGGCGCCCGCGGACUCCGGCGUCGACAAGCCGCUGGUGCUCCUGGCGCAGUCGCUGUUCCCGGAGUUCGCCGCCGCGCUGGAGAGCCGGUACCGCUUCGUCUUGGCCGCGGACGCCGACGCGGCCACGGCCGCCGAGGCCAAGGUCCUGCUGGUCCCGGGCCUGAAGACGGUCCCCGCCGAGCUCCUGGACAGGCUCCCCGCGCUGGAGCUCGUGGCUGCCACCUCCGUCGGCGUGGACCACGUCGACCUCGACGCCUGCCGCCGCCGCGGGCUCGCCGUCACCAACGCCGGCGUGGCGUUCUCCGUCGACUCGGCGGACUACGCCGUCGGGCUCGUCGUCGCCGUGCUCCGCAGGGUCGCCGCCGCCGAGGCGUACGUCCGGCGCGGCGGAUGGGUGGCCCAGGGCAAGUACCCUCUCGCCACAAAGGUGAGUGGCAAGCGAGUGGGGAUUGUCGGUCUCGGCCGCAUCGGGACGCUGGUGGCGCGGCGGCUCGCCGCCUUCGGAUGCCCCAUUUCCUACCACUCACGUUCGCCGAAGCCGUCGGCGCCCUACAAGUUCUUCCCCACGGUGCGCGACCUCGCGGCGGACAGCGACGUGCUGGUGCUGUCGUGCGCGCUGACGGAGGAGACGCAGCACCUGGUGAACCGGGAGGUGCUGGAGGCGCUAGGCAGGGACGGCGUGCUUGUCAACGUCGGGCGGGGCGGGCUUGUCGACGAGCCGGAGCUGGUGCGGUGCCUGCGGGAGGGCGUCAUCGGCGGCGCCGGGCUGGACGUGUACGAGAACGAGCCGGACGUGCCGCCGGAGCUGUUCGGGAUGGACAACGUCGUUCUGUCGGACCACAGGGCCGUGCUCACGCCGGAGUCCAUUCGCGGCGUGAUCGACAUCGUCUCCGGGAACCUGGAGGCCUUCUUCGCCGGGAGGCCUCUACUCAGCCCCGUGACACUCUGAUCUCUGAAGCAAAAGAUAACAAUGCGUUGCGAUUGGACGCAUGGUACAAAUAAAAUCGCCUGCACAAUCACGCUAGAAGCGCCUCAUUCUUUAUCAAUCUUUGUUGAUUGGAUGUGUAUUUAUCCAAAAACUUGUAUUGUUUUUGCAAUUUCAUGGCAUUUGGAGAGCAAGAGAGUUGGAAGUAAACUACUUAAUGAAAAAUGAGCCCGAUGUCUAA
This is a messenger RNA of Phragmites australis (common reed), 1497 nucleotides long. RefSeq names its product glyoxylate/hydroxypyruvate reductase HPR3-like. The record is from RefSeq and is a predicted model, not a curated record. Lineage: Eukaryota; Viridiplantae; Streptophyta; Magnoliopsida; Poales; Poaceae. The transcript has 2 exons. Gene Ontology annotation, molecular function: hydroxypyruvate reductase [NAD(P)H] activity; NAD binding; glyoxylate reductase (NADPH) activity. Bases 321 to 1280 code for a protein of 319 amino acids. Gene Ontology annotation, cellular component: cytosol.